Molecule: messenger RNA, 10912 nt
Organism: Bactrocera oleae (olive fruit fly)
Lineage: Eukaryota; Metazoa; Arthropoda; Insecta; Diptera; Tephritidae
Product: metabotropic glutamate receptor 2
Biological process (GO): G protein-coupled receptor signaling pathway
Cellular component (GO): plasma membrane
Molecular function (GO): G protein-coupled receptor activity
Source: RefSeq, a predicted model, not a curated record
CAGCUGAUAACCUCAGUAAAUUAGCUGUUCGUUCCAACUUUGUUACCGCAGAUAAAAUAUCAGAGUAAAUCUAACACAAGUUAAUUGUUAAUAAAAAUUGCUAAUCACCACCUACAAAUAUUUUUAAGAAUAAGCCCCUAAGUCACUAUCGUGUUGUUGUUAAGUGUUGAGCAUAAACAAUUGCUCUAAUAAUACUACAAAUAAUAAAAGUAAAGAAUAUAAUUGUAAAGAAGUAUAAUAAAGUGAUUGCAAAAUUUAUUGAAAUUAUUUAAUAUUUUAGUGCGCAAAAUAUUAUUAUAGGUUCAACUAAGGAUAUGACAAAAUAUUGGAUGAACAAGUGCUGAAGACAAUUUAAAACCACAACUAAACACAAAGCGGUCAAAAGCUUAAAACAAUAGCAUAACGGUUGUUAAUUUGUGAGCAGCCUAACAAUUUUUGUAAUAGAACUUGUCGGCGCUCACUUCCCUGAAGCAAUAAACCAUUCAAACGUAGCGUCAGCGCAUACAAGCAUACGCUGCAUGCUAGUGACGCACAAUAAUUCUCUGUUGAGAGCAGGUUUCCAAGACUUAAGCGACAACAACGACAAGCACAACGACGACUGCACGCAACCAACGCUACUCACAUGUCGCGCCGACGCUGCGCACUGCGGUGCCACACAAUGAGUACACACAACCGAAUUGGUGGCGGAAGCAGCAAUUUGCCAAAUGCAACGCGACGACAGACUUUCGCUAACAUGAUCACCAUUACGACAAUGUUGCUUAUACUGCUUCCGUCAACCAUAACAACUGCAGCAACUGACAGCCAAGAGAGCGGAGUUAAUCAGCAGCGCGAUGGCACACACGCAGCAGCAGCAGCUGGCAGUAACACUGCUGUCGCAAAGGCUUCACUGCAACUGCAUUCAAAUGUAGCUCAUAAAUCAAACGUAAUUAGUGGAGAAAAUAAGGUGUCAGCCUGGCAAGCGAGUGCAACUGAGUUGUUAACAGCAACGGAACUGAAUUAUAGUAAUGACGACGACGCUGAUGGGGGCGUGUUGGCGCACGAAGUUGGCAUUGCUGGCAAAAGUAGCGCGCUAAGGGAGCGAAUGGGCGCAGCUGCGAUAAAUUACCGCGUCGAGCAAUUAGCGCGUAAUGCAAGCGAAAUGCGACCGCAGAAGCAAAAGUUGCAAACAUUUUUAACCGCGUCACUGCGGCAGCCAACCGCGGCAACUGUGCGAAACUUUACAACUGCGCGCCGCCGAUUUCGCAGCAAAGUGCUGCCAAUGUCAGCAACAACUGGCAAUAAUAAACUUGUAACAACGAAUUAUAUGAUGUUGAAUAACAGCUACACCAAUGGUGGCAGCAACAAUAACAGUGGUAGUGCAACUAAGUGGCGGCAAGCAAUUGAUGUGCGACCUUCGAAGAAGUGGGAUCAAGCGGAAGCUGAGCGCAAAAAGCAGCAAUCAAACUCUAAUCAACCACAACAAUCAGCACAAAACGAACAACAGCAACAAGCAACAAUAAUUACCAGCAUAAAGAGCCUAAAUAGCAAUGAAAAGGAGUUAGAACGCAAAAACCAAAGGGAAUUCUCUUCCACACAAACAACAACUGCAACUACAACAGAACAGGUGAGCUGGCUAAGUGCACAGGUUGGCCAUGGGCAUAGCGGCACUGCUGCGUCAGCUGAUCCACACGUAGAUGCCAAACUUUCUGCUGAGGACAAUGAUGACGAUGUUUAUAAUGUUGACGAUGACGCUGUAAUUGACUCAGUUGACAUGGUAACCAAUAACAGCGCCACACAAAUGUUGCAAUUUGUUAUGCCAGCAACUCACAUACCCCCAACCACAAUAAUGCCAACUACAGAAGUGGUAUUCUCGGGCGCUGAGCAUGCGAGGGAGACUUUAGUCAAAAGCAAAAUAAAUAACAUAAAUUCCCGAACGAAAUUCACUUCAACGCAAUUUCAAAGCGACAAAGGCGAUGCCACGAAAGAGCAGAGCAUUGCGUCGGAAGCAAUGAGAACAGCGUAUAACUCGCAAACAACAGCGGAUUAUCCAGCUAAAAGCGACUUUAGAACUGACAGCGUGCCAACUCAGCUGCUGCCACAGACACCGUGUGGGAAUGGACCGCAUGCCAUUCAAUUUCAAAACCCACUAGCUGAACAGUUGCCAAAUGAGCUGAAUAAUGUGGGCGAAGACGGCGAAGUGCGACGCGGAAAGGAUAGUAAAAACACUGAAAGGCGCUUAACGCCGCUGACGGAUUUAAAUGUAAAGCUGAAUUUUAUCAAUAAAAAUGCAAAGUCAGUGAAAUGCGAUAAGCAGAUAAAGAAUGAAUCGACAGCCAUGACAAUUGAAUUGACGACAGGACAUGAGCAAGCGAAAUACGAGCGCGCGACGCAAAGCAAUUCCAGCGAAGUUGCUGCAGAAGCACAGCAAACCUUGAAAACUGCCCAGGAGGAUUGUAAAAUAACAAAAUGCUCGAAGCGAUUAGGGGUUAUUGUGCAAGGUGAGCAACAAGAGCAGUACCAACAACGGCAACAAAAGGGCGAGCGACGCCAACCGCAAAAGUCAUUCAGCAAAAGCCAACUGACUCGGCAGCAAAGGUACUUAGGGCAAGCCAUGUACUUAGUACGCCCACAACAGCAAUCGCAAGUCUUAAACAUAUACGCAGAGCUGCUGCAACAACAUAAAAAGCACUUAGAACCUAAAAGCGACAUCUUCGAAGAGCUGACAAGCCAACAAACACCGAAAGAGGUGGGAAUGCGCAACGCUGUAGUUGGAGGUAAAAGCUUUAGUAAACCAGAGCCUCUAUUGAAUACGGAAGUCGCACAAGUAGAAAGAGGCAAAUUAGCGAUGAAGCCAAAUAAAGUGACUUCAAUAUUACAAGAGAAUGCAGCGCUGAACGAAAUGGAAGCGCAAUCACAAGUCAGGAAAGAGCAUUUUGGCAUUCAAAAGCAAGAAGUCGCAAGAAAACCAGAACUUCUUGCGGAUACGAAACAAGACUCAAGAACAGCAAACAAGCACAGUAAGUUCGGCGAGUUGCAGCUGGAAAUAGCGUGUAAUGGGACUUGUGCAGAGCGCACAAGCUUAGAAACCUUCAAGCGUUUAACAGCGCGCGUUAAGAAGAGGCAAUCAACAAAUUUAAACGAAACAAUUACGGUCGCUAUAGACAACCUUGCAAGAGUUAAAAAUAGUGGCUCUAAAAGCGCCAAAAUAUUAAUAACUUCAACUGGAGAUACAAUGCCACAGAAAAUUACACAGCUUCAAGUUGACCAGCCAACAGCGGAGGCCAACUUAUUGAAGCAAACAGAGACUCAAAACGUGAUAGCCGAUAGCGUAGCUAAACAACUAGCAAGUAAAAGCGAAAAUGAAACGUACAAUGAGUCGAGUGAAGGACUGUUGCCUGAGGAACAGCAGCGCGCUUUGAAGUAUGCAAACAAGCGAGACAACAAUGAGACAGUGGCUGCCCUGAAUAGCUGGCCGCCGGUUGAAUGGCAUAAAGUACCGACAGCAGUGCAGCUUGAUGAACUAGAUGAAAAACAAGCAGAGCAGCAGCUAGUUGAUACGCAACAACGCGUGGAUGUCAACAACGCUGACUUUAAUGGACAUCGUCAAGCAAAUAAAUCUAGAGUAAUGUCUGGUAUACAGCUCUUACAUAUGACAAAUAUCACGUCAAAUGCCACAAGAAACGCGCACGUUCAUGAAAACCGACGUGAGCUGCAUCACGAUUCGAAUACGUUGCUGUCUAAGGAAAUGGUAGGAAGGGAAGAUGUGAGACAGAGAUUGAUGUCGGAUAAACAUGCUGUUGACACUGAAGAAAUGCCAGCUUUUGAAAUAUCAAUAAACAAUAGUUUGAGUAAUAGGGAAAUUGAGGCAACGCAGGCACACAAAUCACUUGAUGCGCCGGGGCAAAACGGUGAAUAUGUGUCAGAGGAAGAGGACGCAGUAAUUAAAAAUGCCGAGCCAGAAAUGUUGAAUCUAACAAAAGCCCAGCGAAGCGCGUCAAUGUCAGCAACAGGAAAAUCGGAACAGAUCGAAGUGGCGCAAGAACCGACAACUGCUACAACUAAGCCAGAUAAUUGCGAACAUCCGGCGAAUAAUGGCAAUGUACCGCCAUUUGUGGAAUUAAAAGCAGACAGCGCAAGCGAAGGCGCGCAGCAGACUGUAAGCUCGGUAGGGAUUAACAACGAGCAUUUAGCCCGCUUCAAUGGAACUCAGGCUAUGGCUGAGGAACAACAGAGCAAAUCAAUUUUGUCCUUGCCACUCACAGACUAUGGUGAGCGCGCUGAAGGUGAGACUGUUGCGGAGCGGCAGCAGCAGCACAAUCUUUUAACGGCUUAUAUACGUCGGCCCGACAUGCGAACGGGUGAAGCGCUGAAGCUGAAUGACACAUUAUUGGCAGCGGAUGGAAAAGAGAUUGUGGAGACAGAAAGCAAGUGGAAUGCAGGCGAAAAACUAACAAUACAGGAACCGUUUAAAAGUAGCACGCCAGCCACAAUGACAACGGAAACAAUGACGCUGCGCUCAGCAAACGGCGCUGAAAUCACAAUGAGAAACAAUUCGAACGCCAUCGAGUGGCGCGAAAAUGUAACAGCAGAUGGAAAUUUCGGUGCCAGUCAAAAUGAAAAGGCCAACGCAUAUGCCACGCAAACACAAAGUACAAAGCUGCCAAGAGGGCGCGAUUAUAAAGCCGUUAACUUGACGGCGGUGGAGAUCCAGCAGUAUAGCGCCACUGCUGAAACAUUUCCCAAUCAAAAAGGAGUUAAUGCCGUCGCAGAUUUUCAUGCAUUGAAUGGCGCUGCGACAUCGGCUACAAUAAACACCACAGCGCACACACCCGCACUCAAAACAUAUGAUGAUGCCAACGCAGAGGAAGCAAACAAUGCCUCAACUACCAAGCAAAUAUUGGAAAGUACCACAACAGCAUGGACGACAUCUAAAGAUAUACAAUGGUAUGCGACAGAGCAAACAACCCGAAGUAAUACCAAAUACACCACCAACACCUUCAACACCGCUGAGAUAGCUGUUGGUCAUAUUGGCACAACCGACUCAAUUCCAAAUGCUACUAUGCGGGCUGUCAUGCCAACGCCACUAUCAGUGAAUACAACACUAACAACACCAGCAAGUAAUGUCAUAGCAACGACAAUAGCAGCUGCAGUGCUGUCCGAUGUAAUGAACACCAAAAUGCCAGCGCAAUCAGUGAUACAAGCGGCAAUAGCGGCAAAUGUGACGAUAAAUGACACUCCGACAACGACGGACACUUCAUUAUUUGUGCUGCCCAAUUUCGCUGCACUCACCACCACAACGAGUAGUGCAACAGAGUAUGCACUAUUUUCCACAAUAGUAACAAUGAUGACUCCAACAAUCGGUGCUACUGCCACACCAGGCGGCGCUGCUUGGCCCGUGAAACACGCUUCGGUAAUGGAAGGAGAUGUCAUACUCGGCGGCCUGAUGAUGGUCCACUCACGUGAGGACAGCAUCACUUGUGGCCCCAUAAUGCCGCAAGGUGGCAUACAAGCACUCGAGGCCAUGCUCUACACGCUCGAUCAAGUGAAUAAGCAGCAAUUGUUGCCGAAUGUAACGUUAGGCGCACACAUACUCGACGAUUGCGAUAAGGACACGUAUGGGCUGGAGAUGGCGGUUGAUUUCAUUAAAGGUUCCAUUAGCAAUAUUGACGAUGCUGAAUACCAUUGCAACAAGACGCAGGUGCGGAAGGUAAUUUCCGGCGUAGUUGGCGCUGCCUCUUCCGUAACAUCGAUACAAGUUGCGAACUUGCUGCGUCUUUUUCGCAUACCACAGGUUUCCUUCUUCUCAACAAGCCCCGAACUGAGCAACAAGCAGCGCUUCGAAUAUUUCUCGCGGACAAUACCCUCCGAUCACUACCAGGUCAAGGCGAUGGUGGAAAUCGUCAAACGCAUGGGCUGGAGUUACGUCUCAAUUAUUUACGAAGAGAGCAACUAUGGCAUAAAAGCCUUUGAGGAGCUGGAAGAGCUGUUGGCACGUCACAACAUCUGCAUCGCUGUCAAGGAGAAGCUCGUCAAGGACUCCGGCGUCGCUGAGGAGAUCGCCUAUGAUAAUAUUGUGCAAAAGCUGUUGACAAAGCCACGGGCCAGAGGUGCCAUUAUAUUCGGUUCGGAUCAGGAAGUGCGUGAGGUGAUGCGGGCGGUACGACGCAACAAUGCGACUGGUGCCUUUUCGUGGAUCGGCUCGGACGGCUGGAGCGCGCGCAACCUGGUAUCCGACGGCAAUGAGCCGGAGGUUGAGGGCACCUUAUCCGUGCAGCCACAAGCGAAUCCUGUAAAAGGUUUCGAGGAAUACUUUUUAAACUUAACGGUGGAAAACAAUCAACGAAAUCCAUGGUUUGUAGAAUUCUGGGAGGAUCACUUUCAAUGCCGCUAUCCUGGCAGUCUAAGUACGCCAUACAACAAUUACAAUCGCACGUGCACUACUAAAGAGCGCCUCUCCAAGGACACAGACUUUGAGGACCAGCUGCAGUUCGUGAGCGAUGCGGUGAUGGCAUUUGCAUACGCGCUACGUGACAUGCAUCGCGACCUCUGCGGCGGCCGACCCUCGCUUUGCGAUGCCAUGAGACCCACCAAAGGCGCCGACUUACUCAAAUACUUGCGUAAAGUGCAAUUUCAGGGCCUCAGCGGUGAUCAUUUUCGCUUCGAUGGCAAUGGCGAUGGUCCAGCGCGUUACAACAUCAUUCAUUUCAAGCAGUCAGCGGAGGGCCUCUACCACUGGAUCAAAGUGGGUGAAUACUAUGAGGGUGAGCUGCGCCUCAAUAUGACCGAAGUCCAAUUUAAACUGUUGCAUCCGAAGCCACCUGAGUCCGUCUGCAGCUUGCCCUGUGAACGCGGACAGGCCAAGAAGUAUGUGGAGGGCGAGAGCUGCUGCUGGCACUGCUUCAAUUGCUCAACCUAUCAAAUUCGCCAUCCCAUCGAUGAGACUCAGUGCCUAACUUGCCAAUUGGGCACUUUACCCGAUGCUACCAAGCAGUUCUGCCAGCCCAUACCGGAAGUCUACUUGCGACCUGAAUCAGCUUGGGCGAUUGGCGCGAUGGCCUUCAGUGCCACCGGCAUUUUGGUCACGCUCUUUGUUGUUGGCGUAUUUGUGCGACACAACGAUACGCCCAUUGUGCGCGCCUCUGGCCGGGAGCUCAGCUAUAUACUACUCGCUGGUAUAUUAAUGUGUUAUGCCGUUACAUUUGCUUUGGUGCUGAAGCCCACGAAUAUAGUGUGCGCCAUACAACGCUUCAGCGUUGGCUUCUGCUUUACCGUUGUCUACGCCGCUCUGCUCACCAAAACCAACCGCAUAGCGCGUAUCUUCAAAGCGGGCAAACAAUCGGCGAAACGACCUUCCUUCAUAAGUCCCAAGUCACAAUUGGUUAUCUGCUCAUUCCUAAUUUUCAUACAAAUUCUUAUUAAUGGCGUUUGGAUGGUGAUUGCACCGUCGCACGCCAUGUACCAUCAUCCGACACGCGAGGAUAAUAUGCUCGUCUGCGAUUCGUACAUCGACGCUUCCUACAUGAUUGCAUUCUUCUAUCCCAUCGUUCUGAUUGUAGUCUGCACAGUGUACGCGGUGCUGACGCGCAAAAUACCAGAGGCAUUUAACGAGUCCAAACAUAUCGGUUUCACCAUGUACACCACUUGCGUCAUCUGGCUGGCGUUUGUGCCGCUUUACUUCGGCACCGCCAAUCAUGUGCCGCUGAGGAUAACGUCCAUGUCGGUGACGAUAAGUUUGUCGGCGAGCGUCACGGUGGCGUGCUUAUUCUCGCCAAAGCUGCACAUAAUACUUAUAAGGCCCGAACGCAACGUGCGACAGAGCAUGAUGCCACCGCGCUAUGGAAACAUGCACAGGGCGGGCACCGGACCUUCUUCCAUGAUGGCCGCCGCGGUGGUGACAGCAGCUACAUGUGCGCAAGAGGAGAAAAUACAAAAGCAUAUCACACCAACAAAUACAGAGCACAGCACCAAGUCGAAGAAGCUCUGUGAGAUGGCAACACAGACCAUCACAAUAACGAAUAUCUUCACUAAUUUAGACAGCAUCGCCUACAGUCAGAUUCCCUAUGCGGAUCAGUAUGUGCCAAACAACAAUCAUCAUCAUCAGCAACAGCAUGAGCAACAAAGCCAACAAUCAUUACCCCACCCACUAGCCGCCACAAGCGAAGCUGAAGUGGUGGCGAAUAAUAAUAAAAUCAAUCAAUUGCAGCAUGGCAACCCUAACGCGCUGGCGCAUGCCACAAACACCGCCACCGCUGUUGCAACGACAGGCAGCUCAGCGGCCACGAAUGCCACAGCAGUGGCGGCAAUUAGUACAGCCGUAUCACCACCCACUUUGCAUGCACUAAGCAACCAUGUGAUGUUGCAGCAACAUGUUGCGCUGAACAACUGCAGCGAUAGCGCAACUUUGUGCAGUGAUAGCGGUAAACCACAACUGGAGACCACGAAUUUAUAGCCCAAAGCGCCGCUAACCAAUUCUGUCAGCGCUGGCGCUGCAUUAGCAACCGCAAAAGCCAUCGAACAGUGUAAUGCUGCGGACUCAUUGAUAGCACAUGACAUGAGUUAUGCGCUACAACAAGAAAUCGGCUGUAAUAGUUGUGGCGCACAGCCCGCGCAAGCUAAACUUGGCGAGUGUAAUCAGCACAACAACAACAACGAUGGCAAUCGCGCUGCCACACAAAACAUGCUCAGCAAUAACGAUGGCAGCGGCAACGGGGACGGUGCCACAGAUCUCAACACUACCACCAGCAGCAUCACAGCCUGCAAUUGCAGCAACAGCAGCAGCAGCACUAAUAGCAACAGCAGCAGCAAUGGCGGCAACGGCAGCACAGCAACCAGCAGCAAAAAGCGGUGCGCCAUACCCGUGUGAGAGUGAGAGAACUAGCCCUAGGCGUGCGACACUGGCAGCGCAAUAAAUUGCUGAAAUGCCACUAGAGAUUUGCUAAAUAUAUUUGUAUCUGUAAGUAGAAUCAAAAGCUAGUUUUAAGUCAAACUUAUUUCUUUUCAAAGAGUUCAUAAAUGACUGCUUAUGAUGUAAGUGUAAGGGUAUGGGUAAGUAACGGCGGUUAUGCCUUCGAAAGUAAGCCACAGAACAUGCAAAAUUGUUUGGACUUUUUGUAGUUCCAAUGAAAUUACAAUGAAUUUAGCUAGUUACAUAAGUUGUGCUAUUAGCAUAUUAAGUUCGUUAAAAUAGAAAAUAAGAAAGUUAGCAUACUAUGUUAAGUAAAUUAUAAGAGUAUGGAAGUGUUUUAUACUUAAGGGUAUGGUACAAAACUAUCUGGUUAUAGUUAUAUAUAGAAUAAUUUAGAGUGAGUUUAAGUUUAUAAUUCUUCAGUGCAGAAAUAAAACCGGAAUAUAUUAUUAAAGUUCAAUAAUCCAAACAAUUAGUAACUUAAUAUUUGGUUUAAUGAAACUGUUGUGAAUUGCUUCAAAUAACAGCUGAUCGAACGAAAUGAGCGCAACAUGCGAGACGCCAAAUACUAUGCUUGUUACCUACUCUACCUUUAAGUACCUCGUUUCUUUGAUAUUAAUUUUUUUUUCUAAUUGAUUAAUCACCACGACUCUGUGAAUUUUAUGCUGUUUUUAUUAAUUUAUGAUAUUAUUUUUAAAAAAUUUUGUAAAAAUACCAAACAUAGUUAAGAUUGCGCUAACAUGUGAUAUUAUUUAGAACAAAAUAUUAAGUGUGAGGCCAAAUGUAGCAAUGAAUAUAUGUAUGUUUAGAAACAUAGUGUUAAGCCUUUAUUAUUAAUUUACUUAAGUGAACACGAUAAACAUAUUAUAGCGUAUAUUAAAACGUGUUAAUUUAAAAAUGGACACACGCGAUUUUGUUACAAAAGGGAUAGCAACUAGUAUAAGUCAACAAAAAAUAAUAGAUUUUAUAAAUCGUGUACACUACAAUAAUAAUAUUAUCCCUUCUGCAACCUAAUCAAACGCUCUAUUGCUUAGUCAAGUUCUUACGUGACACCUAUAUGCAGUAGAGGCAACUAAAUUUAUUACGUUGUUUGAGCCCAGCAACAUAAUGAAUUUAUUUGCGAAUUAACUUAACGUCAAUAUAAACCAAAGCAGUUUUUCUCAGUCGCAAAGCAACUUUCGUUUAUAACAGGAGAGCUUUCACAUACGAAAGCUCGUCGUAAGACCUAGCGCUGCAAAACGCUUUCAUUUAAUACAACUUACGAAGUUUUCAACUAAUUAAAAGCGUUUUUAGUUACUUUCUUUAUAAAGCUGAAUCAAAAACAAAAUAUGCCUUUCCAAUUAAAAAACUAUGUAUUAUUGAAAAUUGUUAUAAAUGCGUAAUACUUGUAAAUAAAAUACACUAGGUAUUUGUAACUGUUAAUAUUAAGGCAUAAAGAGCUAUACUUAAGAGUGCUAUAUUUUUCCUAGAGGGUCCGGUAAAUUAAUUAAUUUUAGUAUAAAAUACGCAUAAAGAUAUUAGAUAAGACAAAAUAUGCAUUGUAGUUAACCGUCGAUUUAAAUAGUUAUUAUAAAUUAAUAAUGCAACAAUUUAUGGCGGACAAAUUCAUGACCAAAAAUAAUCAAGUAAUUAUGCAAAUUAAUUACAGCAAAGUAAAUAUUGAAAAGUCUAAUGAAUAUCGAAGAAAAAAACUCGUUACACACAGUUGAAUGUUUCUACGUAAAUAUGUUUAAGCCUAUGUAAAUAAAUAAUGCUUAAAUAUACGCUGUACAUAUGUAUGUAUACACGUACAUAACCUAUAUGGAAGUAAGUAGCUUAAAUGUAUGCAUUCACUAUGUAAAUGUAAAUUGUUUAAAGUUACUCAAAUGAAAGAGAAUGCAAAUAACGGUUAGCAAAUAAAUUUCCACACAUUCUAGAAAAUACAUAUGUAACAUAUGAAAUAUUGAGAGCAAAACAAAUGAAUUAAUAUUCUGAAUAAAAGAAUUGAAACCACUUACGUAAAUUUGGUUUCAUUUUAAACUUUUAUUA